AUGAGGACCCCAACGUUCAUGGUCGCAGGCAUCGUCUGCUUACUGCUUCUCAACUCUGCAAUGGCCUCAUUGGCAGCUUGGUCUACGGACAUGGGAGACCAGCUUGUCCUCCAGGCUCCCACUUCCCACCUUUUUUACCACAGCAGUUGCAACACCUCGAACGAUCUCGUCUUCCCAGUCAACGACCCUUUCAUCUUGGAAACCGAGUUCCCUCCCAAAGAACACAGCAGCCUGGCCGGCGUCGGCUGGUUCGACGCCGUGACAACAUGGGCUUGUCUCUGGUAUCAAGACUCCUCAAACAACCUCGUGUACGCUCGCUACGAGUGCAACGCCACCAGCGGUGCCUACGCGCUUCACAACUCAGAGAUCAUCUCGACAGCCCUUCCCGAUGGCAUCGCGCUCCAUGAUCGUACGGCGCUCAGUGCCGUCCUCCUUGGCGCCGAGGAGGGCAUUCGAGUCUACGCCCACGACGAGGAAAGAAGGAUCCAUGAACUUUCGUUUCAUAACCCAACAGGCUGGCUUUAUGGUGGAUCGGUGGCGGACCAGCCUGGUAAUGGGUUCGCGCUGGCAUCUGCUGCGUCGGCUGAAAAGGAGGUUACCGUCAUUGUACUGGGUGACCAGCGCAUUCAAGUGCUCCAGAAGGGCAUCGAAGACGCUGUUUGGGACAGGUUGAUCUCUUCAACGACUGGCGAGAUAGCUUCAUUCCAACCCAACACCCUCCUUUCCCUAGCCCUUACAAUCGACGAUCAAGGAUCAUCCUCCCUUUUCUACAUCGGCACCGACGCAACGCUCCAUCACCUCCUCUCCCCACCAACCAACCCGGAAACCUGGGUCCCCCAGCCCGCCCAGCCCCGCGACCUCUGGCCAAGGGCAAAUACCCCUUCCGUCCCCCUGACUAUAACCUCCCGUCGGGGAACUCGCUAUUUCACACUCUACUACCAGAGUUCCCCCACGGAGAUAGCCUGCUCAACCUUCAACGGAGAAGCCUGGUCCACGAACCUCCUCCCCCUCCUCCCACCUCCGGAGAUAAGCCCCUUCCUAACCCCCGAUCCCACCACUCCGCGCACCGAACCCCCGCAGCCCAGAAACGUCAAGGCCCCCCUCUCAAAACCAGCCCUCAUAGCCCUGUGCACGAUGCUGCCCGUCGUCGUUGUGCUCUCCCUCUGCGCAGCGUGCUUCUUCACACACCGCAUGCGCCAGGCAGCUGCAAGGCAAGGCCCCCGCCGCGCGCCGUCGAGAACGAGACCGCGCUCGACGGAUCUGGCGUUCCGCCACGUCAGGCCGUACAGCGAGUUUGGCGAGCUGAGCUGGGAGGAUGGCGUGAGCGAGGAUAUGACUACGGUCAGCCCGUGGCGGAGGAAGAGGGGUUGGACGUGCUGA
This is a messenger RNA of Verticillium alfalfae VaMs.102, 1380 nucleotides long. RefSeq lists its product with no specific name. The record is from RefSeq and is a predicted model, not a curated record. The transcript is spliced from 3 exons. Bases 1 to 1380 code for a protein of 459 amino acids. Lineage: Eukaryota; Fungi; Ascomycota; Sordariomycetes; Glomerellales; Plectosphaerellaceae.